Zea mays is the source of this 1294-nucleotide messenger RNA. RefSeq lists its product as uncharacterized. Lineage: Eukaryota; Viridiplantae; Streptophyta; Magnoliopsida; Poales; Poaceae. The transcript has a single exon. The record is from RefSeq and is a predicted model, not a curated record. The coding region runs from base 320 to 832 and encodes 170 amino acids.
UAUAUUAUGAAAGUAUAAAUUGGUUUAAUUCCAAGCAACCUUUGCACUUACCUUAUGCAAACUAGUUCAAUUCUGCACUUAUAUAUUUGCUUUGGUUUGUGUUGGCAAUCAAUCACCAAAAAGGGGGAGAUUGAAAGGGAAAUAGGGUCAAACCUUUUCCUAAAUGAUUUUGGUGGUUGAAUUGCCCAACACAAAUAAUUGAACUAACUAGUUUGCUCUAGAUUAUACAUUCUACAGGUGCCAAAGGUUCAACACAAACCAAUAAAAAGAACAAGUUAGGGUUCAAAAGAAAUGAGCAAAAAGGAAACUGAAGUGUUCCAUGGUCUGGCGCACCGCACUGUCCGGUGCACCAGGGGUCGUACAUUCCAAACUCCUCAGCUUCGGGUUUCCCAGGCACAGCUCCGCUUUAAUUCACCGGACUGUCUGGUGCACCAGUGGAGCAAUGGCUAUCUGCGCGCAAUGGUCAACUCUGAUGGAUGAACAGUGCACCACAGUAACGCGGCAGAAGUCAGAGCAGAAGGUCAGAGGGGCACCGGACUGUCCGGUGUGGCACCGGACUAUCCGGUGUGGCACCGGACUGUCCGGUGUGGGCCCGGACUGUCUGCUGCCGCAUGAGGACAAAGCCUCCAACGGUCGACCAGCUCCAGACCCUAACGACAGGGUGACAUGGCGGCGCACCAGACACUAUCCGAUGGCGCACCGGACUGUCCGGUGUGCCCAUCGCCAGCAGCCUUCUCCAACGGCUACAAUUUGGUUGGUGGCUAUAAAUACCACCCCAACCGGCCACUUCAAGGUGUGGGAGCCCAAGCAACAUUCCAAGUCAUAUAGUUGACAUAUCCAAGCCCUCCCAACCACCUCUAUUCAUUGAUCCAUCCUAUACACGAGAUUUAGACCACUUCAACCAACACAAGUGCCACAAAAGAGAGAGCAAGCAAAAGAAAGCUUCUCGUGUGAGUUUAGCAAUAGUGCCUUGUGAGAUUCAUCGAGAGAAAGUGUGUGCUACAUCUUGUGUUCAUUUCUGCGUGGAGUUUUGACUCCCAUUGAACUUCCUCAAAGUUUUGGAGGCUUGUAAAGCUAGCAAGAGACACCUAAGAGUGUGGUGAUCCUUGCGGGGUCUUAAGUGACCCUUGAGAAAAAGAAGAGCUCGCCAGUCUUGGUGAUCGGUGGAGAGAGGGAAAGGGUUGAAAGAGACUCAUCCUUAGUGGACUCCUCAACGGGGACUAGGCCUUCGAGGGCCGAACCUCGGUAAAACAAAUCACCCGUGUCCCUUGUGUUUAUUGCUUGUGAUUUGUUU